CAAAAAAUUUCUAUAGAGUGGCACUACUGUUUGUGUCUAUGCUGUGGACUAUUUCAUAAAGAGUUCAGUUUAGUCAGUAAUUAGAAUGGCUUCAAAUCUGGAGAACGCUGAUAUUUUGAAAGAUUUUGAAACACAAGUUCAAAGAGCAAAAUGGUUCAAAGACGAAUUGGAAAAGCAAGAGGGGUGGACGCAAAGAUUUAAUAAAAUUGGAGAAUAUAACUCAUGGAGCAAAACAUUUCCAAAUGACGAAGUGCCGGUGAAAACUUUAUUUAGGUUCGAAAAUCUGCCAUUAAGUGCUGAAAAGUUUGCCGAAAUAUUGCAUCCCUCGAAACUCGAUAUUCGAUUAAAGUGGGACAAAGCAUUCACUGGCACAGAGAAGUUGGAAACCUUAUCAGAUGAAUCAGCAAUUGUUUUUACGGUUGUGCAACUUCCAUGGCCUUUCACUUCGCGUGAUAUGGUUUUGCACUUGUCAACGGCAAAGGAAAUCGAUUGGUUUGGAAGGAAAGCUUUUGCAAUAUUUGUCAAUAAUGCCACGCAUGCGUUAAAGCCACUUGGAGGAGAAGGUAUGAUUCGGGCAACUAAUGGUGGAAAUUUUUACAUUGCUGUACAAGAUAAAGAGGAGCCUGAAGUGAAAUGCGAAGUUUUUGGUUUGACGAAUAACAACUAUAAUGGUUGGUUACCUCAAAAAAAUGAAUGGUUUGUUUCGCCAAGGGCGUCGAAAGUUUUCUGUGCAUUUAGAGAAAGCGUAAUUCAAGGUUAUAAGAAUUAUUUCAGCUCCUAAUCUUACUGUAAAACACAUGCUAACAUAUAUUUCAGUGGUGCUUUGUUAGUUUAUUUAUGAAAUUACAAGGUCCACCCUUUCUAAAUUUAGAGAUAUUGUGAAAAAACAGUGGCUAUAUAUUUUUACAGAAUUGGCACUUUCUAAACAAUCAUACCAGGGCUUGCUAAAACUGUAAUUUGGUAGUUCAUUCUCUACAAAUAGUCAUUUAGCUUUUCAGUUUAUGUGAUAUCUUUUUAUAAAAGUAUCACUUUCUUGUAAUAACAUAUUUUCUGCAUUUUUUCACAAGACACAUAAAAAAGUUUCUCAUCUGCAAAUAA
Molecule: messenger RNA, 1098 nt
Organism: Xenia sp. Carnegie-2017
Lineage: Eukaryota; Metazoa; Cnidaria; Anthozoa; Malacalcyonacea; Xeniidae
Exons: 2
Coding region: 86-781 (231 amino acids)
Molecular function (GO): lipid binding
Source: RefSeq, a predicted model, not a curated record